AUGUUCCCCUUAAACUGCACCUCCAACAGCCUCUGUCACGUGUACAUCAACGGCACGGCCGGGAGUGGCUGCGUGGAUACGCAGGCAUGUUGUGCGUUGCAGACGGGGGACUCGGUGACUAGGUACAAGUUAGGGUUCAAUGGGGAUGUUUGCUCGGCGUACCGGAGCUUCGUGAAUUUGGAUUACAGUUUACCGGUGAGCAGAUGGCCGGCGCCUGGAGUGGAGUUGGAGUGGCUUUUGCCCAGAGAGCCCACUUGUGAGGAACUAGGCGAUUGCGAUUCGGGGUCCACUUGUAGUCCCGACCCGAACUCGAAUGAUGCGAUCAAAAGAUGCUUUUGCAACUCCGGGUUGCAAUGGGACUCGGUUGUUGGACAGUGUAUUAAAGUGUAUAAAGAUCGAAUCGCCCUUAUAACAGGUUUAACUAUAGGCCUUGCUGUAGCACUCUUAGCAGCGCUGACUAGAUUUUUAUUCUACAUGCGGCACCAGCGCAUCAAGAAAGAGCAAGAACGACUUACUCGAGAACGUGAAGAAAUCCUUAAUGCUGUUAUUGAUUUCAAUAGAGAGGAGGAUGACAUGAGCUUGGCCGUUUAUGUGCAGAGAUUGAUGGAGGAGGAGAGGAUAAUGGACGUGGUUGAUCCAAUGUUGACUAGGAAAGGAGUAAGCAACAUGGGGUUUCAGAGCAUGAAGGCUUUGGCGUUUCUGGCUGUACGAUGCUUGAACGAACACAGACAAAACAGGCCUUCUAUGAAGGAGGUUGCUGAGGAGAUUGAAUACAUUAUCAGUAUUGCAAUAGCUGAUGUUACUGAGUAG
Molecule: messenger RNA, 810 nt
Organism: Fraxinus pennsylvanica
Lineage: Eukaryota; Viridiplantae; Streptophyta; Magnoliopsida; Lamiales; Oleaceae
Source: the annotation of a GenBank genome assembly